Messenger RNA from Dioscorea cayenensis subsp. rotundata (Guinea yam), 1315 nucleotides. RefSeq lists its product as uncharacterized. Bases 68 to 1192 code for a protein of 374 amino acids. Gene Ontology annotation, cellular component: chloroplast. Lineage: Eukaryota; Viridiplantae; Streptophyta; Magnoliopsida; Dioscoreales; Dioscoreaceae. The transcript has 4 exons. The record is from RefSeq and is a predicted model, not a curated record.
GGGUAUUUUCAUUCCUAGAUUUCCAGGAGAGAGUUCGGAGUUCCUCGUUGGUCGUCUCCCGUCCUCCAUGGCGACUCUCACCGCUCUCGUCGUCUCGCCGGCCAUCGCAAGCUUCUCUCGAUCCCGUUUCUCAGGUAAUCAGUUCGUCAGAACCAUCAGGAUCCAAUGUGCCACUUCUUUUUCUUCUUCUUCUGUGGAUUCUUCUAAGAAGGCUACUGUGCUUGAGAAAACAUCGGUUGAAACUAAGACUGGAUCUUGGCAAUGGAGAUUUCAAGACAAUGCGGUGAAUGUCUAUUAUGAGGAACACAAGGAGGGGGGCGCUUCCAAUGCCAAGAACAUUCUUAUGAUACCCACAAUCUCAGAUGUGAGCACUGUAGAGGAAUGGAGAAUGGUUGCCAAGGACAUUGUUACGCGAAAGGGGGAGACUGAUUGGCACACAACCAUUGUUGAUUGGCCUGGUUUGGGCUAUUCUGAUCGACCUUCGCUCAAUUACACUGCUGAUGUCAUGGAGAACUUCCUCAUUCAAUUUAUGAAUGCAUCUGAUAGUCCGGUCAAAAAUUCAGGUGGAGAUUUGAUAGUUGUGGGAGGAGGACAUGCAGCAACUAUAGCGGUCCGGGCUGCUGGUAAAGGGCUGAUUAAGCCAUCUGCAAUAGCGGCUGUUGCCCCUACUUGGGCUGGUCCCCUGCCCAUUGUAUUUGGUCGUAGUUCUGACAUGGAAUCUAGGUACGGGUUACUGAGAGGUACUCUUAGAGCACCGGCUGUAGGUUGGAUGAUGUACAAUGUUCUCGUCAGCAAUGAGAAGGCAAUCCAAUCCCAAUACAAGUCCCAUGUCUACGCCGAUCCUAACAAUGUAACUCCCAGCAUUGUUGAAAGCAGAUAUGCACUCACAAAGAGAAAAGGCGCUCGGUUUGCCCCAGCUGCUUUCCUCACCGGCCUGCUUGACCCGGUGCAAUCCCGGGAGGACUUCCUCAGUCUAUUUGCUGAGUUAGACGGAAAGGUUCCGGUUCUAGUUGUCUCCACAACAAGCUCACCCAAGCGAUCCAAAGCUGAGAUGGAUGCUCUGAGAGAAGCCAAAGGUGUGACCAAGUUUGUCGACGUUCCUGGUGCUCUUCUCCCUCAGGAGGAGUAUCCUCUAACAGUUGCCGACGAGCUUUACAAGUUCUUGCUAGAAAACUUUGCAUCCAACAUGUAACAGCAGGUGUUCUAUACAAAAGCAAUUGUACUUGAUAUAAAGUAAAAUACGAAAAUCAUUGUCUAGUAUAAUUAAAACAGGGAUUAAAUGAGCACAAGGAGUGGCAUAAAAUUUAGAAACUUA